GAUUCUGAGCUGGAGGCCACUCUGUAGUCCAAAAAGACAAGAGAGAAAAGGGAGAAGGGAUAGACAGUUGGACGUAUUAUGACUGUCUCUGACUCUGAGAUCUGGAGGCUCUGGAAUGAAGGAAAACUAACACUCUUCCUGUAACCAAGGAUCUGAGACUACGUGGGUGGUUCUACCUCCUAACACCACGACAUAGGUACCAUUGUUAUGCCCACUGUAAGACUAUUACAAGAACCUAUGACCAAGGUUCAUGGGCUACAAAGGAACAAGUGAUCUAGCCUGUGUUUGUGGAAGUUCAGAAAGGCUUGGGGGCAAGAAGAGAUCCAGAUCUAUUUGUCCACACCAAAAUACUUCCGGAGUGGUAUUACACUGGAAUUACCGGAGCCUGUCUACAGAGUCCAUUCAUUCCCCGCUUCCUCUCGGACGAUCAGCAGGAGGUCCGGGUCUCUACCCUGAAGCUUCACACCACGCAACUCCCUAACUGGGUUUCCUUCUGCAAGCCUGUUCCCUGUAGUCGCACCGAAAUCCAAGACGUACGCCAGCUCCUUUCUCCGAGUGUAGACCCAAGACUCUGCUAGUGCGCCAGAGCGCGUCACCCGCCUGGCGCACAGAGGGUAGGAACUCGCGUCCCCGCGGGUCCCGCCCGCGUCCCGCCCGGCCCGGCCAGCGGCGGGCGCCUACCCUCGCAGAUCUGGUCCCAUAGGUUCUUCCCCGGCGGCUCGGCGACCUGCGCGGGUGACACGAGCAUUUCGGGGGACCCGGGCGAUACUGCGGGCACGGGCGUGCGCGUAGUGACCGGCGAGUCCGUGGAGCCUCCCGCCUCUUCACGCAGUACGCUACGGCUGGAUACUUGUCUGGGCGCCGCCAUGGACGCGGUUUCUACAGCAACACAGGGAGCCUUGAGGCUGCGACCCGGAAGGAGAAAGACUUCGAGGGGGCGGGCCAGAAAUUCGAAGCUGACUUCCGGGUCGCGGCGGCGCGGGUGUUCACGUGGGGAUGCUUGGCCUCCUAGUAGACCAGUAAUGGUCAGCAAGACUCAGAAAGCAGACCUGGGCCCACGUCUCUCAGAGAAGAAGAAAAAGAAGAAGAAGAAAAAGAGGGUGAUUACAAAUGUCUCAGAACCAGAGACUCAGUACUCAGUCUUAAACAGUAAUGAUUAUUUUAUAGACAUUUCUCCUCCAAGGGACACAUCCCCUUCUAUCAAUGUGGGUGAGGUACAGGUCCCCGAGAUGUCACUGGUCAAGAGAAAGAAGAAAAAAAAGUCCUGUAGCACUUACUUGGAGGAGUACCUGGGGACCGAGCCUACACGGGCAAGACAGAAAAAGUCGCCUAGCCCUAGAAGGCAGGUCCUUGAGCAGUCAGCAGAAGGCCUCAUCAGAGAGAAGAAAAAGAAGAGGCGGAAGUCCUUAUCAAAGGUUGCCUCCCAAGGCUCAGGGCUGAAGACUUCCCCAGACCCCAAGCAUGCCAAGGAGGUAAGCAAAGCUGGUAGGAAGUCCAAAAAACACAGGAAGGAAAAAAAGGUUCCUGACAUGGAAGCCUUUCCUCUGCAGGACUCUUGGCUCUAUGAGGCUGGGGAUGCUGUGCGUUCAUGCUUAGAGGGGGCAGAGGCUGAGGAGCAGGCAGCCUUGGGGCAGAAAAGGAAGCAGGGGAGCCCCAGAGAUCACAGCAUGAAGAAAAAGAAGAAGAAGACCCACCAGGAGGGAGACAUCCUCUUGGGCAACUCCAGGAUCUCCAUGGCAAACAGCCUGAAGAAAGGGAGUAAGAAGUCAGUCAGAAGUGAAGCUUUGGAGUUCAUCCCGAUAGACGGCCUGAAGGCCCCUGGGAAGAAGAAAGUAAAAUCCAAGAAAAAGGUGGAACAGCCAGUUGGUGAAGGGCUGGCUGUGAAAAGGAAGAAAAAGAAGAGGAAAGAGAAUGGAGUAAAGGAAGACCCCUGGCAGGAGGAAAAAGAGGAGUCAGACACAGACUUGGAGGUGGUACUGGAAAAAAAAGGCAACAUGGAUGAGAUCUGCAUAGAUCAGGUGAGACGGAAGGCCUUGCAAGAAGAGAUUGAUCGUGAGUCGGGCAAGACAGAGGCUUCAGAACCCAAAAAGUGGACGGGAACCCAGUUUGGCCAGUGGGACACUGCCGGCUUCGAAAAUGAAGAACAGAAGCUAAAAUUCCUGAAGCUUAUGGGUGGCUUUAAGCAUCUGUCCCCAUCAUUCAGCCGCCCUCCCAGCAUGACUGUCAGGUCCAACAUGGCCCUGGACAAGAAGUCUUCAGAAAUGCUCCAGCAGAGUCUGCAGCAGGACUACGACCGGGCCAUGAGCUGGAAGUACAGCCACGGGGCUGGCCUGGGCUUUAACUCUGAGGCCCGCAAGGUCUUCUACAUUGACCGGAACGCCUCCAAGUCUAUCAAGUUGCAAGAUUAAAUUUUAUUGUCCUGUUCUUCAAACUGUUCUUGAUCAGUUUUGCAUCUAUCAAGUUGGCUUGAAAUAGUGACCUGCAGUUAUUGAGGACCAGUAUGAAUUGCUAAAGCCUCCUAUUUUCUGUGUUAAACAUUCCACCUCCUUGGGUGACAAUAUUUUAAUAGUAGCUACCAGUUGUUGACACAAGGAGGGUCCCGACUAAAAUGUUUUCCUUGUAUUGAUAUACUUAAACCUAAUUAUGGAAUGGGUGCUAUUCUCUAACAAGUUCAGGGAUAAAGUAAUAAAAUGACCCAGGGUCACCUUCUGUUAAGUGCCAUCAAGAGUACAUCACCCAGAGUCACUCAAUGAUCAGUGGAGAAAGCAACUGUUACACCAUGACUUCCACGGGGACUAGCAAGUUUGUUUCCCUUCUUCUCUCUUAUCAGGAGGCAGGUGUGGUGCACCAGGCAGAUGUGGCUGAGGCCAAUACACCUCUGAGCUGGCUUCUUUCCAGCUGUCACCCUUCCAUGUAACUGCUAUGCUUGGAUUUGAUGUUGCUGUAUCGGUGGAUCUCAAACAAGGCAUUUUGGACAGCAGGUAAUCCUGUGUAUGAACCCAUGACAGAUUUUCAGCAGCAUGUUCCAUGUUCACUAGACAGAAGACCUUGGACAUUUGUGUGAUGAAAUCAGAUGUAAGGAGUGGAGAAGAAGAUACUUCAUCUGCUGCAGGCACCAUAUCCUCCCCCUCCCCCCCAAAUCACAGCAAUCUUCAUGGAGCUCCAGAUACAGAGACCCACAUGAAUGAUUUUCUCUUCCACUAGCAGUCUGGUAUCAAGGUUCAGAUAAGGUUAUUUUCUUAUGUCUUGGCCUGAUGUCUCACAGGCAGAAACACUGGCUGGGGGAUGGGGGUGUCGCUGGUGGAGGGACUGACGCUGCACUCAGCCGGGACAUUCAUCCUCCUGGUACCAUCAUCAGUGUUGGUGUCUCCAUGCUGCUAGGAAGAUGAGAGGCAAUUCCAGAGAUGGGAGAAAACCCUCUUAAUGACCAAAGAAACUUCCAGCAGUCCUUCAGGAAACCUUUUAUGGCUUUAUUCAACUCUAGUUGUUCCUGUAUCAGCCCCCUUGGUAAAGAAAUGCCCCUCAGGCCAGCCAGGGAAAGGUUGAGGUGUGCAGUAGCGCCAAAUGGGCAGCAGAGGUGACGAUAUGCCUGAGGCAACUGCCUCCCCCACCCUGUUCCCCAUCCUGUAGGCAUGGGCCAUAUUGCAAAGACCUGUUUACACCAUUCUCCUGGGAUGAACUUGGCCUUUUAUAAAUUCAACCUCAAAAUUCAGUAAAGAAGACCACCUCUAAUCUCA
This is a messenger RNA of Arvicanthis niloticus (Nile rat), 3737 nucleotides long. It is a transcript of the gene Knop1, whose product is annotated as lysine rich nucleolar protein 1. Lineage: Eukaryota; Metazoa; Chordata; Mammalia; Rodentia; Muridae. The record is from RefSeq and is a predicted model, not a curated record.